Teleopsis dalmanni is the source of this 6486-nucleotide messenger RNA. RefSeq lists its product as uncharacterized. The record is from RefSeq and is a predicted model, not a curated record. Gene Ontology annotation, molecular function: protein binding; serine-type endopeptidase activity; chitin binding. Gene Ontology annotation, biological process: proteolysis. Lineage: Eukaryota; Metazoa; Arthropoda; Insecta; Diptera; Diopsidae. The transcript has 16 exons. Bases 253 to 6462 code for a protein of 2069 amino acids. Gene Ontology annotation, cellular component: extracellular region; membrane.
UGGAUAGAUCAUUUAAUUGGAAUAAAAUUGCGCUUAAAAGUCGAACAGCACUCGGAGUGAACGCAUCUAAAGAAAAUUCGGAAGCAUCGUAUUUAAAUUUUUUUCACAUGUAUAUAUAUAUAAGAGAGUUUUUUCGUUUAAAAUUAUCAAAGUGAAUUGCAAAUUUAAAAGAAAAUAAUAUUGAAUUGAAUCAUUUGAAAAUUGCGCGUCGGCAAAACACUCUUCACAGGUGACAAGGAAAAGUCACUGCAAAUGUCGAGCUGUGUGAUUUGCUGCAUACAGAAAAAAGAAAUGUUCCUCACUAAGAAUUUAUGGCUUUGGUGCCUCAGUGCACUCCUCCUUGUGGCUGGUGUAACGGACGCGAUUCAUGAUCCAACUUACACGGGCAUAAAAACUAAAGCUUAUCGCCGAGAUCCAUUAAUCGCACAGGCAUUCGAACAGCAACAACAACAACAACAACAACAACACGAACAACAGCAUAAUAAGGGAGAUUAUUACAGACCUAAAAACAUCGAUGCAACGGAGAGGUUAUCACAAAAUUAUAAUAACAAUUACAAUCAAUAUCAGCAGCAGCAAGGUGGAAGCUACAGUCAACACCGCAAAGAGCAAAUAGCGCCAAUUUAUCAGAGAAAUACAUUAGAACCUGAUUGUCCACCGCAAUAUACUGGUUUAUUACCUUACAACUAUGACUGUCGCCGUUUUGUUAAUUGUUGGAAUGGUCGAGGACAUAUACAAAGUUGUGCACCGGGUACGGUUUUCAAUCAUGAAACACUUGAAUGUGAUCGCCCAGAUAAAGUACAAUGUGGGGCAUUAGAUACAAUUCAGUUAAGGCCGCAGCAAUCCCAACAACAGCGUAAGCCACAGUAUAACCAUCGGUCAGGACGAUUGCAAGAUGUGGAAUCAUUUGGUGCGGAUACGGAAAGUGUUUCAAUUCUUUGUCCAGCUGGUGUAUCUGGAUUACAUCCGCAUCCAACAGAUUGUACAAAGUUCUUGAACUGUGCAAAUGGCAAUGUACAUGUACAGGAUUGUGGUCCCGGAACGGCAUACAGCAUCAAUAUGAUGGUAUGCGAUUUCAAGCAUAAAGUGGAUUGUAGUGGGCGUGAAGGUAGUUCUUUAAGAACUGCAAAGAGCCCGGAUCAGAACACUACAAGUAGAGCGAUUUGUCCUGCCGAUGCUGUAGGAUUAUAUCCACAUCCAACAGAUUGUACUAAAUUUUUAAACUGUGUUGGCGCUGGGAGUACUGUCAUACAGGACUGUGGACCUGGAACAGCGUUCGACAAUGUAAAUAAGGUUUGCGAUUUUAAAUAUAAAGUAGGUUGCGGCAAUUCUGGGCAAACUGAAGAUAUUAACGCUGACCGUGAUUUCGCUGUGAGAAAUCAAACGUAUGUAUCUUCAUCCGACUCCGCGAAAGUAAAUCAUUAUAACCACAAUAACAAUAGAGAACUGCAUGCAACUUCAAUCGAAGACAUAAUGUGUCCUAUAGGUGUGUCUGGUUUAUUCCCACAUCCUUUUGACUACACAAAAUUUAUAAAUUGUAGAAGUGGUAACACUGCUAUUCAAAAUUGCAUGCCUGGUACAGCAUUCAGCAUAACAAAGGGCUAUUGUGAUCGUAAGAGCAACUUGUCCUUACUUGACUAUGUUACCUUUAUCGUUUCGGAAGUAAGCUAUGAGUAUUCACAAUAUGUCACAAGCUGUCCCCCCGGCACUGAUGGUAUUCAUCUCUAUCCGUUUGAUUGCGAGAAGUAUGUUGCAUGUGUAAAUGGAAAAAUGUCUAUUCUUCCUUGUGGAGUUGACAAAGUAUACAGCUUGUCGCGCAAAUUGUGCUCUCCGAGACUCCAAGUACAUGUAAAUGAUCGAGUUCGAUAUUUGAGAGAAAUUUUAAACACAACAAUCAGUAAAGAUAUAUAUGACAGACCAAACCAAAAUUAUGUUAACCCAAUAUUAAGAUGUCCUAGUGGUGUAGAUGGAGCUUAUCCGUUUCCAUUCGAUGCUACAAAAUAUUUGAGCUGUCGUAACGAUGAACUUACAUUUGAAUCUUGCACUUCAGGCAAAAUUUUUAGUUUAUCACACAAACAAUGCACAUCUAAAGAAAACGUUAAUUCAAUGGAUCAUGUUCAAAUUUUAUCAGAAUAUUCUGAAGAAUGGACUAUCUCAAAUAUAUAUAGCUAUUCUCCGCAUGAUCGCUUCUCAAUACAAAUCAAAUGUCCACCAGGUGUGAGUGGCCACUUUUUACAUCCCUUCGACUGCACUAAAUUUAUUAACUGUCAGCGAGGACAAACUUCGUUCGAUUCCUGCCCAGCUAGCAGCGUUUACAGUAUUUCACGCAAAGAAUGUGUUUCUCGAGAGCAAGUCGCAGCUUACGAUCGUGUAGAAUACUUUACUGAUACACGACACGAGUUCUCCUCAGAUACUAACUUUAACGUAAACAGCAAUACUGCAGAAAGAAACAAUAUUAUAAGCUGUCCAACUGGGUAUGAGGGAGUUUAUCCACAUCCUUAUGAUUGUAGGAAAUACCUUGUUUGUACUAAAUGGAGUGAACCAACUAUCGAGACAUGCAGUAACGGUCUAGUUUACAGCGUAUCACGAAGAGCCUGCGAUUUUGAUGUCAAAGUGGUCGCUACUGAUCGUAGCGAUUAUAAUUCAAAUCGUGCUACACAAAUAUCUCAAAACAAAUCGACAAACAAUCGAGAUGGAAAACUUUUUAACGGUGAUACCACAUAUCAAUACAGACCUCAGCCUUCCAAUCAAGAUCGAUGGACUAAUAUGAAUAUUCCUCGCCCUACAACUUACACACAACAUCAACAUCCACCUCAAAGUUAUGAUAAUACUCAGCACAGAACACCAAUAGAAGUACAAAACCAUCAACAUCAACAAACAACCGAUUGGUCUGGUGUCGGUUAUUCGAAAGAUGUAGCGACACCUACUCAGAAUGUUCUUUAUGUUGAGGGAUCUCUACAACCAAAUCGUAACUAUAUUACUAAUCAUAGAACUUCAUAUUCGACACCAUUAGCUCCUUUUGCACCAAACACCUUCGCCGAGACAAGCACAAGCACGACACCUAGCGGCGAUAGUAACAUUUAUUAUGCACAGCCUGUGGGUUCGCAAGAAGACUCCAAUGAAUUAUUUUCCAAUACUUUACCAAAAGAUCGAUUCGAAAAAGAUCGUAGUAAAGACUUCAAGUGGAAUAAUAUAGAUAAUCAUACACUGACUUCACAAAAGCAUCCUAUACAUUUACCAAAUCAAAACACAAUUUCAUCGUACCCAGUACCAUUAGCUCAUUUUUUGCCUCCAUUAGAUAUAGAUGAUGGUCAACAGCAACAGUUGGAAACAGAUUAUUUUGAUCAAAAUCCCAGUGCAACUCAAAACACACAUACACAAUUGUUACCAUCUUAUCCCAAUCAUAUACCAAGUCAUUCCGUUAUUGAAAAAAAACCUGUUUUCAAACAAAAUGUUUAUAGUGAUCGUCUACCAACAACAACCAUGCCAACUGUUGUGGACGAAACUAACUUGUUCGGAGGUCUUUUACCUCCAUUACCAUCUUCCCAAGCAACAACACCUUUAAAUGGUAUUAGUAUGACACAAACCAAUAAUUUUAAUAAGAACGAGUCAGAUCUAUACCCCACAUUGAAAAACGCAACUGUCCAGACAUUUGCCAGAGAUCCGCACUAUAGCCCAUCAUAUUCAGGUGUUGCUCAUUCCAGAAAUACAACUUGGACUGUCGUUAAGACCCCUCAAACUAAUGUUAAAUCACGUAUUCCUGUUAUACCUGAAUUUCAGGAUCGACAAUUUGAGGAUUUUUAUGACGAGGACUAUGACAAUGAUUCACAGCCACAAGUAAUAUCGACUACAACCGACCGUCAUGGUCUUUCUCCUCCACCUUACAAUAAACAGUACUAUAAAAAUACUACUCCCUUGAACUCAAACAAUUCACCUCCUUUAGAUACAGAUAAUUUACCAAUAAGUGAUGCACUGCGUAUCCUUUUACGACCCUAUUUUAAUCGAAGCGGUAGCAUUACAGAUGAAGCUGCUGCCAAAGCUGAGUCGCAUAUAAUGGCACUAACAUCUCCAACAAAGUUCCCAUCUUCGGCCCAUACACGCAUUUUCACAACCACUUCCACAAAAGCUCCAACUACCGUAACUACUAUAUUAGACGACGUUGAACUUAUUGUUGCAGGAGAACAACACAGUAUGGUUGAUAUUCCCAAAACUAUUGGCACUCAUCAGUUGAAAACUGAGUUUCAUUCAUAUCAGGAAAAUUCACAAAAAGUUCCAGAGAACAUACAUUCUGUUAACAAUUGGCAUAAUCAGCAGCAUAGCAAAAACUUUCAUUCAAGACAUCCAGAACUUCCCAAUCCAUUCAAUAUAGAUGAACGUCCAAGUGUUGUCCCAACAAAUACACAUUAUCAUAACCAUCAUCAACAUACCCACAGAUCCAGGCAACCAUAUCAGCAUAGCCGAGAAUUUCAUCAACAUCAUCCAAAUUUACCUAAUCCCUUCGCAACCAGAGAAGGGGAUCAGUCCAUUAUACAAAAACAUGUAUUGGAUAUACCGAAUCCAUAUGCCGAAUCAAAUCCUACUCCAUCGACUGUUACUUUUGAAAAUCGAUUUAACAACGAUUGUGAAUUUGAUUGUGGAAAUGAUAUGUGCAUUAGAAAAUUCGAGGUUUGUGAUGGAGUCAAGCAGUGCAGCAAUGGUAAUGACGAAAAUAACUGUGAAUAUUUGGGAUAUGAAGUUCGCUUAACUGGAGGUGAGAGCACAAAUAUGGGGCGAAUCGAAGUGAAAAUUUUAGGUAAAUGGGGUUAUGUUUGCGAUGAUAAAUUUGGAUUGCAUAACGCUGAUGUUGUAUGUCGGGAAUUAGGUUUUAAAUUUGGUGCGCAUGAAGUAAGAGGAAAUUCCUAUUAUCCACCCACAGCUACGAAUUUUUCAUUUGCGAUGGAUGAAGUCGAUUGCAGUGGAAAUGAAACGAAACUUAAAGAUUGUAACUUUAAAGGAUGGGGCGUAAAUAAUUGUGGGCCGGAUGAAGUAGUUGGCAUAGUAUGUAAAAUACCACAGUUUAAAUGUCAAAACAAUUAUUGGUUAUGUAGCACAUCCAAAGAGUGUAUACCUCCCGAGUUCGUUUGCGACAAUACUCCAGACUGUGCAGAUAAGUCCGACGAAAGUGAUGGUGUAUGUAAAUCACCAAUUGAAUAUCGCUUAAAAGGAGGUCGUAGCGAAAACGAAGGUAGGCUUGAAGUGAGAUAUCGAAGAGAAUGGGGCACUGUAUGUGAUGACGAUUUUGGUAUUAAAGAAGCUCAAGUAGUAUGCAAUUCUUUGGGCUACUUUGGUCUUCCGACGUUACAAAAGAAUAUAUAUGGACCUGGAAAAGGACCAAUUUGGCUAGAUCAAGUUUCUUGUAACGGCAAUGAAUCUGCCAUAGAUAGGUGUAACCACUGGAAUUGGGGAGAACAUAAUUGUAAUCAUACCGAAGAUGUGGGUAUUAAAUGUACUGUUGGGACAGCACCAGACCAAAAAGUUAUUACUAACCUCGACCGCAAUCAUUGGGAAAAAAAUCUGACCGAUAGUGAAGACGUCUUAGGACAAACAAUGUUAGAAGAUAUUGGGUUAUAUAGUGGACUAGAGCGUUCUAGUAAAUCUCUACAUAAGCAACAACGCCGUUGCGGACAUUUUAAAGAAGAUUUAGUGGAUGACUAUGCGCAUCCUGAGGAGCGUGUAAUUAACGGAACAGUCGCAAAACGAGGACGUCACCCUUGGCAAGCAACAAUACGCACACGUGGUAUAGCAGGCAUAUCCAGUCAUUGGUGUGGUGCAGUUCUAAUAUCUAAGCGACAUCUGUUGACUGCAGCUCAUUGCUUAGCUGGGUAUCAGAAAGGUGCAUAUUUCAUACGCAUGGGCGAUCACUAUGCAAGUGUGGCGGAAUCUUCCGAAAUUGAUUCAUAUAUCGAGAACUGGUAUAUACAUGAAAAGUUUAGAGAAAAUGCGCACAUGAAUAAUGAUAUUGCCGUUAUUGUACUCAAAACACCAGUCAAAUUCAAUGAUUACGUGCAGCCAAUUUGCUUACCUGAGAAAAAUACUCCCCUCGAACCGAAUCGAAUAUGUACAAUAUCCGGAUGGGGUUCGGUGAAAUCUGGAGUAUCUACACCGUCUAAUAUACUACGCGCAGCGCAAUUACCAAUUCUAGCGGAUUCUACAUGUAAGCAGCCGCAUGUAUACGGGAACUCAUUAACCGCAGGCAUGUUUUGUGCUGGAACUUUAGAUGAAAGUGUUGAUGCUUGUGAUGGUGACUCUGGUGGACCACUUGUUUGUUCUGAUGAAGAUGGGGAGACGCUUUAUGGAAUUAUUUCGUGGGGACAACAUUGUGGUUACAUUAACAAACCAGGUGUAUAUGUUCGAGUUGAAAAAUAUAUUGAUUGGAUUUAUGAAAAAGUUAACUUCUCUUUACAACAGACAAAAUUGAAGUUUUAAACUAAAUUUUUUAUAAUUUUUUAG